UCUCUCUCUCUCUCUCUCUCUCUCUCUCUCUCUCUCUCUCUCUCUCUCUCUCUCUCUCUCUCUCUCUCUCUCUCUGCUUCUCUUCCUCUCCCCUUCCCCCAUCCCUUCUAUAACCCACUAAAUAAAUAUCCAAUCUCACUCUGCAUGACGUGCCUAUCUGUCUAGGUCUCUCACCCACCACAUGGCUCCCUGCCUGGGAUCCACUGCCCCUUGUGGCUCAUGGGCCGCUCAGGGAACAGUGCCAUUUUACUUAAACCGCAACAUCCUCUUCCAAAGAACAUGCGUUCCAUUCCCAGCACCCACAAGGCAGCUUAUAAUUACCUGUGGCUCCAGUUCCAGGGGAUCUGACACUCUCCCACAGACUACAUGCAGACAAAAUGCCACUGUACAUAAAAUAAAACUAGAUUUAAAGUUUUAAGACCACAUAUUUGUUUUCCUCAUUUUGUUUAUUUUUAAAUUUUUCUUAUGUUUAUUAUCUUUUUAUUUAUUGUGUAUGUAAAUGGGCAUCAGAUAGCCCCUUCUGACCUUCCCAGGCACCAGGCACAUACAAGGUUCACAGACAUGCAUACAGGCAAAACACUCAUAUACAUAAAAUAAAAUAAUAGUUUAUAUAUAUAUAUAUGAUAUAUAUAAAGAAAAAGGUCUUAGCUUAUUUUAAAGUAGAGAAAGUCAUUUUUGUGUUUUUUUUAAAAUAAUUUAUUUAUUAUGUAUACAGUGUUCUGCGUGUAUGCUUACAUGCCAGAAAGAGCACCAGAUCUCAUUACAAAUGGUUGUGAGCCACCAUGUGGUGGCUGGGAAUUGAACUCAGGACCUCUGGAAGAGCUGCAAGUUCUCCUAAUCUCUUAGUGUUUUUGAGAUAGGGUUUCCUUAUAUAAUUCUCUUUUCCUCAUACUUUGGUAAUUUUUUUUUUUUUGCUUCUGCCUCCUAAAUGCUGGAAUUACAUGUCUGACCCACCAUACCCAGCUGAAAUGCUUGUCUUUUAAUUGAAAUGUUUAGGACAUUUACAGUUUUUUAAAUUACCCAUAUAGUAUAUUAAAAAUUUACCAUCUUAGAGGCAGGUGGAUCUCUGUGAGUUCGUGGCCAGCCUGGACUACAAGAGCUAGUUCCAGGAUAGGAACCAAAAGCUACAGAGAAACCCUGUCUCGGGAAAAAAAAAAAAAAAAAAACCUUACCAUCUUACUUUGUAUUUUUUCUUGAUCCCAUUUUUUUGCUUGCUACAUGUGUAUGGUAUGAGUGUUCAAAUGUGUAUUAGUUGUGCAUGUGGAGGUCUGAGGUUAAUGUCUCUUUUUUUGAAAAUAUUUACCUUUAUUUCAUGUCUAUGAUUGUUUGCCCACAUGUAUGUCUGUGUACCGUGUGCAAUCAGUGCUGGGGGAAGUCAGAACUCCCUGGAACUGGAGUUAUAGACAGUCAUUAGCCAUCGUGUGGGUGCUGAUAAUUGAACCUGGAUCUUCUGGAAGGGUAGCCAAAUGCCCUUAACUGCUGAGCCAUCUCUCUGGCCCAUGUUGAUGUCUCUUAAUUGAUCCCCAAGUUUGCCAUUUGAGCUAGCCUGGCUAGCCGGCUUGCUCUGGAGAUCCCGUCUCUUCCGGUCAUAGCUAGGGUUAUAAAUAGUAUACCAUGCCUACCUGACUCUUUUGACUUCUGGGAAGCCCUGCCCUCUGCUUAUAGAGCAAGCACUUUACCUGUCUCCCAGCCUCCCACCUGUUUUGUGUUUUUUUAAGAUCUUAAAAAUUACUUCUAACUUUGUGUAGGUGCGUGUGUCUGCAUGUAGUGUGUGUAGGUGUGUGUGUCUGCAUGUGGUGUGUGUGUCUGCAUGUGGUGUGUGUAGGUGUGUGUCUGCAUGUGGUGUGUGUAGGUGUGUGUGUCUGCGUGUGGUGUGUGUGUGUCUGCGUGUGGUGUGAGUGUGUCUGCAUGUGGUGUGUGUAGGUGUGUGUGUGUCUGCAUGUGGUGUGUGUGUCUGCAUGUGGUGUGUGUAGGUGUGUGUGUGUGUCUGCAUGUGGUGUGUGUAGGUGUGUGAGUGUGUCUGCAUGUGGUGUGUGUAGGUGUGUGAGUGUGUCUGCAUGUGGUAUGUGCCUGUGAGUGCAGAGGUCCUCAGGGGCCAGAGGUAUCAGGUCCGCUGGAGCUGGAGUUACAAAGGGUUAUAAGCCACUGAUGUGGAACUGUACUUAUUCUUCUGAAGAACAGCAAGUUACUCUUAAUGCUGAACCAGCUCUUCAGCCUCUGCUUGUCUUUCUCAGAAUGUAGCCCAGACUCGUUGUGUAGCCCAGGUUACCUUGAAUUCUCCAUAGUCCUCCUUUCUUGCCUACUAACUGCUGGGAUUUCAUGCCUCUACAUUAUGCUUAAUGUACCUCACUUCUCCUUUUUAAUUUUGUUAUAAAGAUUUAUUUUCAUUAUUUAUGUAAAUGUCUCCACGUAUGUCUGUCUGUCUAAGUAUAUGUACAUGUGUGCGUAAAAGUGCUGUGGAGUCCAGAAGUUCAAGCUGGCUUUGAACUCACGGAGUUCUGCCUGCCUUUGAUUAUAAAUAAAUAAAGUAUAGACCAUCAUUUCUGCCAUACAAAUGUUUUUAAUCUUUUGCUUGUUUUAAUUUUUUUGUUGUUGUUGUUUGAUUUUAGAGACAGGGUUUCUUUGUGUAGCCUUGGCUGUCCCAGAACUAGUUCUGUAGGCCAGGCUGACUUCGAACUCACAGAGAUCCGCUUACCUCAGCCUCCCCAGUGCUGGGGUUAAAGGCGUGCACCACGACCACCUGAUUUUAAGUUUUUAUUUUAUGCUUAUGGGUAUUUUGUCCGCAUGUGUGUUUGUGGAUCAUAUUCAUGCUUCGUGCUAGAAGACUGCGUCAGAACUGGAUACAGACAGCUGUGAGCAGUUGUGAACCGCCAUGUUGAUGCUGGGUUCUCUAGAAAAGCAGCCAAUGCUCUUGGCCAUUGAGUCGUCUCUCCAGCCCCACAGUUAGUUUAAAAACAGGAGAGCCAGGCAGUGGUGGCACAUGCCUUUAAUCCCAGCACUCGGGAGGCAGAGGCAGGCGGAUCUCUGGGAGUUCGAGGCCAGCCUGGUCUACAAGAGCUAGUUCCAGGACACACGCCAAAGCUACAGAAAACCCUGUCUCGAAAAACAAAACAAAGGGGAAAAAAAAGAACUGAAAGGUAGCAACAGCUACAGAGCACGAAUGUCCCUGUGCCAUCGGCCUGUACCUUGAAAAAUGAUGGUUCCAGUAGGGUUGUUUUUAUUGUUUUGUUUUAUUUUUAUUUUUUGGUUUUUCGAAACAGGGUUUCUCUGUACAGCAAUGGCUGUUAUUCUUUCGGUCCCUGCCCUAGCCACGCCCACUCCCAUUACCUCUGACCUGCCCGUAGCCAUCUUGGGACCCUUCCUCUUUCUGCUUCCUUGGCGUGCGCACGCGUUUUCUCCGUCUCUUUCUUCUUUUAUCUCCUUUCUCUUCUUUUAUCUCUUUUCUCUGUCUUUCUUUCUCCCUCUUCCUUAAUAAAUACUUAUGGCUAUUUCCUGUGUUUACGUGUCUGUUACCUGCCGCCACCGUGCCCUCCUGUAGCCGCUUUCUCCUGGCGGGCUCCGACAACCCGCCCGGGAAUCGUUUUUUAAGAAUAACAAUGGCUGUCCUGGAAUUCACUCUGUAGACCAGGCUGACCUUGAACUCUCAUAGAUCCAAGUGCCUCUGCCUCCCAAAUGUUGUGAUUAAAGACACGUGCCACCACUGCCCAGCUUGUUUUAAAUUUUAAAUGUUAAGGUUCAUUUUCAAUAUAGUGUGUGUAUGUGUCUGCGUGUGGAUCAGGUGCCCUCUGAGAGCAGAGACAUGAGAUCCUUAGCACUGGAGUUACACUGAGAACUGAGUCCGUUGAAGAUCUAGCGUUGGGGAGAGAGUGGAGACACUCGGUCCCCCGGCAAAGCAGGGGCUUCUUCUCUGACCCUGGAUUAGGCACAAACCACACUCAAACACCUUUUUUCUACAGAGAGAUCCUUUAUUAAGUAUGGAAGAAAAGUUAAAAUGGCUGUUUUCUGGCUCAGGCCCCAAAACAGCAGCAAAUGGCCUUGCAGGUGUAAUAUUUAUUUAUUUAUUUAUUUUAAAGAUUUUUUUUUUAUUAUGUAUACAACUUUCUGCCUUCAUGUAUGCCCACACGCCAGAGGAGGGCGCCAGAUGGUUUGGAGCCACCAUGUGGUUGCUGGGAAUUGAACUGGUUGCUGGGAAUUGAACUCCGGACCUCUGGAAGAGCAGACAGUGCUCUUAACCACUGAGCCAUCUCUCCAGCCCCCCAGGUGUAAUAUUUAGAAACAGAGAAAGGGGAGGUCUGUGUUUGGGUUAGGAUGUGGAUGUGGUGGUAUAUUUUGAUUGAAUAUGUUAAUUAGGUGAACCAAAGGGGACUAUAGAUUGCUGGACUUUAACACUUCUUUGUUUCGUUUUGUUUUAUUUUUUUCGAGACUGGGUUUCUCCGUGUGACAGCCCUGACUGUCCUGGAAUCCACUCUGUAGACUAGGCUGGCCUCAAACUCAGAGAUUCGCCAGCCUCUGCCUCCUGAGUGCAAUUAAAAGUGUGGGCCACCACCACCACCAGGCUGGACUUCAAUACUUUAAUAGCAAGACCUUGGCCAUCAACCUCAGAAGGAGGAGUAACUAGAUAAAGGAACGGACCUUGGGGAUUAGCUUUAGGAAUGUAAUCUCACGGUUUUUUAGCUAGACGGAGGGAAUGGGGGCAGGGCAAGGGCUGCUGGAGCUGUGCUCGCCACGCCUGAGCUGGGCAGAGCCCCUCAGAGACACCUGCCUGCCACGGGAGAUGUGUGACCAUCAGAGGACAGCCUUGGGGUUCUCUUUCCUUUCCCCCCAUGGGUUCCAGUUCCAGAAAGCAGACUCAGGUCACCAGGCUUUAUGCAACAAGUGUUUUUACCCACGGAGCCAUUCUAAGUGACAGAUAUUGGCAGAUGGAGCAUGGUGAACGGUCUGAGGCUGUCAUCGGCUACACAGGGCAUUGUCUCCAAAGAAGAAAAGCAAAAACUUUCGUAUAUUUUAUCACCCCUCCCAAAUUGUCAAAACCAUUGAGAGAAAGGGAGAAGAGUUUGACUGAUGGUUCAUGCAGUAAACCCAGCCACUCCAGAUGGUUAGACAGACAGGGCAGCCGCUUGGCUCAGACUGCCAAGCCUGAUGACCUGAGUUCAAGCCCCCAAACCACUUGGUGGAAGGCAGGAACUGAUUCCUUCCAAGUCGUCCUCUGACUAUCACAUGUUGCCCCCAUAAAUAAAUAAGAUAAAUAAGUGAAUGUAAAUUUUUAAAAUAGUUUUUAAACCAAAAACAAACAGAAAACUAAGCCUUAACGAUAGCUGCUUGCUAGCCUGUGCAGGACCUUGGGUCCAUCUGCAACACUGCAAGAGAAAGGAGAAAGAUAUACCAGGACGCAAACCGUAAAAUAUGAUCAAGUUAAAUUAAUGUGUCAGGAUGGUAGUUCUUUAGCAAGGCAGCAUUCCAGGAAUGUAAGGUGCUUGGCAUUUGGAACCAGCCAAUGAGAUCCGAAGCUUGGUUUGUCGACGCGCACACACACUCCCCUUGCCGCUGCCCCCGCCCCCUACCCCUCGCGGGCGCCCGGUGCAAACGACCCCCAAUCGCCCGGUGCUGCCAGUUACAGGAGCAUCUCUCCGCCGCCUGGUCAUGUUACAAAAGCCGAGGAGCAGGAGCCGCCCUGGUGCCCAGCCCGGGAGCGGCAGCGGCCGUGAUCUGGGUGCCUCUGGGGAGGUCCCGAGUGGGCCCGAACGCCCCGAUGCCUCGCAGGGCAGUGCAGGCGCCUUGUCGCCGAGCUCCCGCCUGGCCCAGGCCACUCCCGCCCCGGAACUCCGGACCCAGAAGCAGCUGGAGUUGAAGGUGGCAGAGCUGGUGCAGUUCUUGCUGAUUAAGGACCAGCGGAAGAUCCCCAUCAAGCGGACCGGUAUCCUGAAGCACGUCAUCCGUGACUACAAGGACAUCUUCCCAGACCUGCUCAAGCUGGCUGCCGAGCGGCUUCACUAUGUGUUCGGGUACAAACUGGUAGAACUCGAACCCAAGAGCAACGCCUACAUCCUCAUCAACACCCUGGAGCCCGUGGAGGAGGAUGCUGAGAUGAGAGGCGACCAGGGAACGCCCACCACCGGCCUCCUGAUGAUUAUUUUAGGGCUCAUCUUUAUGAAUGGCCACAGCAUCCCGGAAACCGAAGUCUGGGAUUUUCUUCGUCGUUUGGGGGUGUAUCCCACCAAGAAGCAUUCCGUUUUCGGAGAUCCGAAGAAACUCAUUACUGAAGACUUCGUGAGACAGCGUUACCUGGAGUCCCAACGGAUACCCCACACAGAUCCCGUGGACUGUGAGCUCCAGUGGGGUCCACGAGCAAAUCUGGAAACCAGCAAGAUGAAAGUUCUUAAAUUUGUGGCCAAAGUCCACAAUCAAGAUCCCAAGAACUGGCCCACGCAGUACUGUGAGGCUUUGGCAGACGAGCAGAGCAGGGUCGGACCGGAACCCAGUGGUCCAGUCUCGGCUUCUUGAAAUAAAUGCUUGUGAUUCUCAAGUUCAAGGUGGAAGAAUAGGAAAUAUGGGGAUGGGAGAAGCAUAUUUCCACAAUAAUUAAAGUGUAUUAUCUUUAAGAUGUGUCUCAGUUUAUUUUUUUCUUUUAGAACUGAUAUAAUUCUAUGAUACUGUACCUGAGCUGGGCCCUGGUGGUGGCUCUCGCCUAAUCCCAGCACUUGGGAGGCAGAGGCAGGCGGAUCUCUGAGUUUGAGGCUUGUCUUGGUUUAUAAAGAAUUCCAAGACCACACAUACACACACACACAGAGAGAGAGAGAGAGAGAGAGAGAGAGAGAGAGAGAGAGAGAGAGAGAGAGAGGCAGAGGC
Messenger RNA from Alexandromys fortis (reed vole), 6846 nucleotides. Its product is annotated as non-structural maintenance of chromosomes element 3 homolog. Gene Ontology annotation, biological process: negative regulation of transcription by RNA polymerase II. The record is from RefSeq and is a predicted model, not a curated record. Gene Ontology annotation, cellular component: nucleus. NCBI's taxonomy places the organism in Eukaryota, Metazoa, Chordata, Mammalia, Rodentia, Cricetidae. The coding region runs from base 5641 to 6501 and encodes 286 amino acids. The transcript is spliced from 2 exons.